AUGUUCCUUCUCUUAUCCUCAUUAGCCUCUAGUGCAAGAUGGGCUGUACUUAUGGCAGGAUCAAAUGAUUGGUAUAAUUACCGCCAUCAAGCCGACAUUGCAACAAUCUAUGAUCUAUUGAUCAAUAGAUCGUUCCCAGCGGAUCACAUUAUUACAAUAGCAUACAAUGAUAUUCCAUCUGACAGUAAAAAUCCAUACAGAAACAAAUUAUUCCAUAAUGUUGAUCAUCACAACAUGUAUCAUGGUGCAUCUCAUAUUGAUUACACUGGUGGAAAGGUUACUGCACAAUCAUUCUAUGAUGUUCUCACAGAAAACAAGACAGCAGGAAAAGUCCUUGAGUCUACAGCUGAAGAUGACGUUUUUAUUUACUAUGACAACCAUGGUGCUGAUGGCAUCCUUGGUGUUCCUGAUGGUGUUCUUGAAUACAUUACAUUCGAAAGGCUUCAGGAAUGUGUCAACACAAUGCACAAGAAGGGAAUGUAUAAGCGCUUACUCUUCAUGGUUGAAGCAUGCGAAUCCGGCCACCUUCCAGGGUUCAUCAAAGCUCCAAAUGCUGUUGUAAUCACAGCUGCUAAGUAUAGCGAGUCAUCCAUGGGUUCAAUUUUUGAUCCAGAUGUUGAUAAUUACUUAUCAAACGAGUUCACAUUUGCCGCAAUCGAUUUAAUCAACCAAACUGAUUUAAAGAUCAGUGAGUUUUACGAUAAACUUGUCAAGGGAACACCAUCUUCAACUCCACAAAUUGGAGGCGGUGGCUAUGAAGCUCUUAAGGAUACCUACAUUUCAACAUGGUUUGGUGAAUAUAAGAAUGAACCAAAGAAUGUUCUUGCCAAGCCAAGACCAAAGAUUGUUGAGAAGAUGUCUCAGAGAGAAGUUUUACGUCAUCUUCUUAAGAAGCGUGGUGAUUUGCAUUCACUUAAGAAGCUCCAUGCUUUGGAUGCAAACAGAGCUAAGAUUGAAAAGAAGCUUAAGGACAUUGCAUACCUUCUCAACAUCGAUGAUUUGAACAAGGUUGAAAAUCCAACAAAGGAGAACUGGUCUUGCUUCUUCAAGGCACUUGAAGCUUUCACAAAGAAGAACGGUAACCUCCACCAGGAUGAUAUGGGACUCACAAGAAAGCUCUUAGAUAUGUGUGCUGUUAGAUCAGAAGAAAACGUUAUCAAGGCAGUUCAUGUAAUAUAA
This is a messenger RNA of Trichomonas vaginalis G3, 1179 nucleotides long. RefSeq names its product cysteine-type peptidase protein. The record is from RefSeq and is a predicted model, not a curated record. Lineage: Eukaryota; Parabasalia; Trichomonadida; Trichomonadidae. Gene Ontology annotation, biological process: vacuolar protein processing. The coding region runs from base 1 to 1179 and encodes 392 amino acids. Gene Ontology annotation, molecular function: cysteine-type endopeptidase activity. The transcript has a single exon.